Molecule: messenger RNA, 1238 nt
Organism: Ornithorhynchus anatinus (platypus)
Lineage: Eukaryota; Metazoa; Chordata; Mammalia; Monotremata; Ornithorhynchidae
Gene: UCN
Product: urocortin
Exons: 2
Coding region: 784-1164 (126 amino acids)
Cellular component (GO): extracellular region
Molecular function (GO): hormone activity
Source: RefSeq, a predicted model, not a curated record
UCUUCUACCACUCUGCCCCCUGUUCCCAACCCUCACACCCCGGGAGCGAUGGACAGGAGCCGUCUUUCGGGCAUCCCCGGACGGAAGCGUAGAAGGAGGGUCGGAGGAGGAACCGAACUGGAAGGAAGCCUGCGGGACUGUCGCUCCGGCGGGGGUGUCGCCUCUGCCUCGGCCCCCGGGUCCUGCCCCGUACCUGAGCCCCCGGAGCGAAUCCAGCCGGCUCCUCUUCCCUCUUUUCCGGUGUGGCACUUGUUCUGGCGGCCUGGGGCCAUAUCGUGCUUGCCGAUUUUGGCUCCGUUGGGCCACGGGGCCCCUCCCGGCCGAAGGCCCCGGGCCAAAGCCGCCUCAGCACUAGGGCCAGCUCCGGCUCCGGCUCCCCGUCCCCAUCCCCAUCCCGGGCCUGCCACCGAGGGGGUGGUGGCUUCCCGCCCUGGCCGAUCCGGGCUCCUCCCGGGCGACUCCCUGGGAUGUCCCCACGGAGCCGAGCUUGGCUGGCCAAUGGCCUUCGGAGGGAGGGGGUGGGGGGGCCGGCGGCCGCAUCUCCCCGGGGCUCCCUGGGUCCGGGACCAAGGAGCUCCGUGCCAGGGCCCCGAGUUCAUCUACAAUCCGUGCAUGUCCUUCGCUGACGUCAAUCCGAGCGGCCCCGGCUCUAUAUAAGCAGGGCUGCGGGCCCGGGACGGUCCCCGCGCUCCCGAGGCUCUGGCUCAGGGACAGCCCCCGAAGCUCCUGGCUCCCGGCCCGCAAACGCGCCCGCACACCCCGGUCCCGUCGGCGGCGGGCGGCAUGAGGCGGCUGUGGCGGCCGGCGCUGUGGACGGCGCUGCUGCUCCUGGCCCAGCUGCGCCCCGGGAGCGGCCGCGGGGCCCCGGCGGCGGCCCGAGGGGCUCCGGCCCGAAGCCCGGGGGGUCCGGCGGGCAGCCGGCCCGGCGGGGCCCGGGCCCUCCUCCUCCUCCUCCUCCUGCUGCCCCCCGAGCGCGCCCCGGCCGGGCCGGAGGCCGGAGGCCGGCCGGAGCUCGGGGCGGAGCGGCCGAAGCGGGAGGAGCCGCCGCUGUCCAUCGACCUGACCUUCCACCUGUUGCGGACCUUGCUGGAGCUGGCGCGGACCCAGAGCCAGCGGGAGCGAGCCGAGCAGAACCGCCUCAUCUUCGACUCGGUGGGGAAGUGACGGCCAGGGGGCCGCAGGGGACCGGACCCCGGGCCCGCGGGCGGGCGGACCCGCUUUCGGCUUUUCCAAUAAAA